AUGGCAUCUUCAUCUAGUAAUUUAGAUACCAAUAAUAAUAUUAAUAUUAAUAUUAAUAAUAUCAAUGGUUUGAACUCGUUCAACCAUUUUUCAUUCUCUUCAACAACUCAUCACCCUUUCAUGAUGACCAGUUCUUUCUCUGAUCUUUUAGCUUCUCCUAUUGAUGAGAAUGAAAACAUUAACAACAAUAACAACAACUCAAGAAAUGAUGAUUAUGGUGUUCCUAAGUUCAAGUCUACACCACCUCCUUCUUUGCCUUUGUCACCUCCUCUUCCUUCUUAUUUUUCUAUUCCUCCUGGUUUGAGUCCAGCUGACUUACUUGAUUCGCCUGUUUUGUUGAACUCUAACAAUGUUUUGCCAUCUCCAACAACUGGUGCUUAUGCUGCUCAUAGCUACAAUUGGAAGAACAAUUCUGUGGGGAAUCAACAACUUGCAAAUUUCUCUUUCCAAACCCAACAAAAUCCUGCUGUUUCUGCACCCAACACAUCUUUUCAAUCAUCAAACGUUGGAAUUCAACAACAACAACAGCCAUGGGGUUAUCAACAAAGCACAAAGCAAGAAGGUUAUUCAUCUGGGAACAAUACGAUGCAACGGGAAAACAACAAGAAUGCUAUGCAGAUUUAUUCUGCGGAGUUUGCUAAUGUUCAAAUGAGCAACGCGAUGAUGAACAAGAACGGAAUUCAAUCUGAUUACAACAAUUACCAACCAGUACCACUUCAACAAGUUCAAACCUUGAGUAAGAAAUCAGACGACGGUUACAAUUGGAGAAAAUACGGACAAAAACAAGUGAAAGGAAGUGAGAAUCCGAGAAGCUAUUACAAAUGCACGUACCCGAAUUGUCCUACCAAGAAGAAAGUUGAGAGAUCUUUUGAGGGACAGAUUACUGAGAUAGUUUAUAAGGGUACUCAUAAUCAUCCUAAGCCUCAAUCUACUAGGAAGAACUCGUCGAAUGCUCUGGUGAUUGUUCCUGCUAAUCCAAAUGGUAACGAAAUGAUUGAUCAAUCCUAUGCGUCACUUGGUAAUGGACAAAUGGAUUCUGGUGCUACGCCUGAGAAUUCUUCAAUUUCAAUUGGCGGAGAUGAUGAUUUUGAGCAGAGUUCUCUUCAAAAGAGUAGAUCUGGCGGCGGUGAUGAGUAUGAUGAUGAUGAGCCUGAUACUAAAAGAUGGAAAAAUGAUGUUGAAAAUGAGGGAAUAUCAGGACCUGGAAGCAGAACAGUGAGGGAACCUAGAGUUGUUGUUCAGACAACAAGUGACAUUGAUAUCCUUGAUGAUGGUUACAGAUGGAGGAAAUAUGGACAGAAAGUUGUCAAGGGAAAUCCAAAUCCAAGGAGCUACUACAAAUGUACACACCCAGGUUGUCCAGUGAGGAAACACGUUGAGCGCGCCUCACAUGAUUUACGCGCUGUGAUCACAACCUAUGAAGGGAAGCACAACCAUGAUGUCCCUGCUGCUCGUGGAAGCGGAAACAAUUCCAUAAACCGGCCAACGCCAAACAACCCUUCAAAUCCAAAUAAUGCAGCCACUGCCAUUUUGCCACUACAGACUCUAAGGCCACAACAACCAGCACAACAGGUUCAAUCCAAUCCUUUCAACUUAGACAUGCUGCAGAAUCAAGGAAACCACGGAUUUUCAAGGUUUUUGAAUCCAAUGGAGUCGUACAUGAAUCCGCCACAACAGCAGCUACAUCAACAGCAUCAGCAUCAGCAACAGCAACAGCAGCAGCAAAUGUCUGACAACGGUUUCUCCUCCAGAGCUAAGGAGGAACCUAAAGACGACACGUUUCUUGAGUCACUGCUAUGCUGA
Vicia faba (fava bean) is the source of this 1803-nucleotide messenger RNA. NCBI's taxonomy places the organism in Eukaryota, Viridiplantae, Streptophyta, Magnoliopsida, Fabales, Fabaceae. The record is from the annotation of a GenBank genome assembly.